AUGCAAUCGCUAACGAAACAAAGUUACGUCAGAGACCACAAUCAACACAGUAAACCCAUCUAUCAGAGCCGAAACCAACAAGAUCAACCGACAUUACAACAAAAAAUAUUCCUAAAAGCCCUUGCUGGCAAUGCGGAGGUGUUCACUAUGUACACGAUUGUUCAUACAAUCGACACAAGUGCACUACUUGCGGAAUAUUUGGCCACAAAAAAGGCUACUGCAUAUUCAAUCGGAAGCAUCAUCGACGCAGUCACCACCAAACAUAUCGCUCUUCUGGCGUUCACAGCAUCGUCACAUCACGAGAAACCCGUCGACGACGCCGAUAUAACAAUAUUCAACUGA
Anisakis simplex (herring worm) is the source of this 342-nucleotide messenger RNA. The record is from the annotation of a GenBank genome assembly. Lineage: Eukaryota; Metazoa; Nematoda; Chromadorea; Rhabditida; Anisakidae.